AUGAGCAACAGAAAGGAAAGCUUAAAAAAGUCUCUCGGACUAACAGAAUAUCCAUGGAGUUCUGAUGAUGAAGACAAUCCACAAUCUAAUCCAGAACCAGCACCUUCUGUUAGUAGAAGGCCUCCAGACAGUCACACUUCACAUCACUCUGGACCUAGUGGAGCAGGUACAUCUGCACCCUCAAUGUCACCAACAAGAAGAAACCAAACGAGACUAGAGCGAGACCUUUUCUGGUCGUUAUUGAAUAAUCCUAAUAGAAUGAGUGCUCCAGGGCCCUCGCGCGCCUAUGAGUCAACAGGUGAGCGUGUAGAUUUGAACAAUCCCGUCACGAACAUACAACGUAUACUGGCAAUUAAGAGAUUAACCCGCAAUUUAGGUACGAACAUGUGCCGUCAUCCAGAGUAUGGCACAUCCAGGAACAUAAUUUUUAGCCCGAUGCAGUCCGAUAUGGCCACGGCUCUUAAGAUAAGUCGUAUCAGAAGACGGCCCAGCUCUCGAGCGCCACUUCCCUGCACUAGAAGUAGUAUAAUCCCCGCUGUGAUUGACGCGUCGAGCGCGUCCGCCGCUUCAGCGCGCGCUUCACAAAUGCCCGAACGAGAACAAAAUUCCGACGAAGAACCACCGCGAUCAAUGUCACCAGAAAAUGAAAAUAAUGAUGAUAAUGCUGAAGAACAAGAAAAUGCGGACAUGGAUACAUCAGGAGAGGGGGCGUCUCUGGAAGAGGAUAUAGAGGAGGUCGACGGCGGCGGGGCAGAGCCCCGGGAGGCGGAGGACGAGGACGCGCCGGCGCAGCCCGAGCAAGACGCUGAGGCAGACACCCGUGAGGAACCACCGGCAGAAAAUCCUACAACUGCUUUAGCACAAAUAUCACAAAGUGUUAAGAGGAAACGAGACUCACACGGGGAGGCUGAACCCGAAUCAGUGAAAGAUUUCAAUCAAAGCCUGCUGCGGCUGCUAGAGUGCCCCGUGUGCCUGGAGGUGAUGGAGCCGCCCAUGUCGCAGUGCCGGCGCGGCCACCUGGUGUGCGGGCGCUGCCGCGCGCGCCUGGCCGCCUGCCCCGUGUGCCGCACGCCCUUCUCCUCGGUGCGCAACCGCGCUAUGGAGGCGGUGUCCGAGAUGCUGCGCUACCCGUGCCGGCACGGCUGCGGGCGCGACGCGCGGCUGCGGCGGCGCGCGGCGCACGAGGCCAGCUGCGCGGCGCGGCGCUACCGCUGCCCCGCGCCCGCCUGCGCCGAGCGCGCGCCCGUGCCGCUCGCCGACCUGCCGCUGCACUUCCAGAGCGAACACCUAUCGAUGCUGAAAGUGGGUCGCAGGCACAAGUUCUCGAUGAAGGUGAACACGGAGCAGCACGACCACUGGCUGGUGAUGGCGGCGCGCGAGCUGUUCCACCUGCGCGUGGACGUCGACAUCCGCACGUGGGGCGUCGUGGUCUACGUCGCCUACAUCGGCCCUAAAUGCAAUGCUAACAACUUCACUUAUAAGGUGACAGUAACGGGACAGCAGAACAACAGGAAGCUCGCGUACACGCGCGCCACGCACAGCGACCUCGAGAGCACGUCCCUCAACGUGAGUCGCCAGGACUGCUUCCACCUGACCCUGGACCAGGCGGCCAACUUCCUCAGGCUGCAGAACCGCUACAGCGAACCAGACAAGUAUCUCGACUUCGUGGUGGAAAUAAAAAAACGAGAUGUGCCUGCAGAAAACGCUCUUGAUGAGUCGGGUUCU
This is a messenger RNA of Brenthis ino (lesser marbled fritillary), 1725 nucleotides long. The record is from the annotation of a GenBank genome assembly. NCBI's taxonomy places the organism in Eukaryota, Metazoa, Arthropoda, Insecta, Lepidoptera, Nymphalidae.